Molecule: messenger RNA, 1650 nt
Organism: Talaromyces atroroseus
Lineage: Eukaryota; Fungi; Ascomycota; Eurotiomycetes; Eurotiales; Trichocomaceae
Exons: 5
Coding region: 1-1650 (549 amino acids)
Molecular function (GO): monooxygenase activity; iron ion binding; heme binding
Source: RefSeq, a predicted model, not a curated record
AUGUCCUCCUCCUCCUCCUCCUCCGCCGCCGCCGUCGGGGAAUUGGCGGCUGCCACUGUCCUCGGAGUCGCCGUUUACGUGCUCUACUUCAAUCGCGGCGAACAUCACCUCCAUCCCGAGCGCUAUCUCGUCGUCUUCGCCGCUGUUCUCACUGCCAGCGUAGCCCUGCUGCAUCUGCACCACCGGCUGCCCCUCUCCGAAGCCCUGUCGAGCACCGUGAAUCUCGCGCUGUCCUUCCUGGCCGGCCUCUACGCCAGCGUUCUGGUCUAUCGCCAAUUCUUCCAUCCCCUGAACAAAUUCCCCGGCCCUUUUGGCACCCGCAUCUCCGCGCUCUUCUUGUCGGUCCGUUUCAGCAAAGCCGACAGUGCCCGCCAGUAUCUCACAUUGCACAAGAAAUAUGGCGAUUUCCUGCGAGUGGGCUCGUCCGAUCUGUCAAUCGUUCAUCCGAAGGGCAUCCAGGCUGUCUACGGUGCGGGCACUCCAUGUACCAAGGGCGAUGCCUACGACGUCACCAAGCCCGUGGUGUCGCUGCACAGUUUCCGGGAUAGACAACUACACGAUAAUCGCCGUCGAGUAUGGAGCGCGGCAUUUGGCGACGCCGCCUUGCGUGGGUACGAGAAGCGCAUUCGCAAGUACCGAGACAUGCUCGUGUCAACCUUUGCGGCAAGCGAAGGCAAACCGAUCAACGUCGUGCAGUGGUUCAACAACUACUCGUUCGAUAUAGUCGGUGAUCUGGCUUUUGGCCAGUCCUUUGACAUGCUCAAGGACGACGAGCUGCACUGGGCCGUUCGGCUCUUAGCGGAGGGGUUCAAGCCAUUGGCCUUUGGUCUUCCGACCUGGGUCUUCCGACUUGCUCAGCUCAUCCCUGGCGCGACGAAGGAUUGGUUUAGGUUUUUAGAUUUCUGCCGUGAGAGGAUGAUCACACGAAUGCAGAACACUCCCGACAUUCCGGAUAUUACCUCGUCGCUCUUGGUGCCUUUGGAGGGCAAGAAAGUGGCUCAGGAGGACAUGAACUUGCUUGUUGGUGACUCCCAACUGAUGAUGGCUGCUGGCGGUGACACAACGGCAACGACCCUGUCCAGCAUCAUUUUCGAGCUAUGCAUGCAUCCUGGGCAAAUCGAGAAGUUGCGAGAGUUAGUCGCGCCUUUCAUGACAGAUCCGUCCGGGGAAGUCCUGAACGAGAAAAUCGCCCAUAUCGAUCACCUCAACGGGGUGAUCUACGAAGCACUCCGACUUCAUCCGCCGGUACCGGGGAUCAUUCAACGCAAGACACCGCCCGAGGGAAUAAUGAUUGAAGACACCUUUAUUCCUGGGAAUAUGAUUGUUUUUUGCCCGCAGUAUGUCGUGGGAAGGAGCGAGGCAAUCUACGAGAGGCCCGAAGAAUUUAUCCCUGAACGCUGGUACUCACGUCCAGAACUCGUCAAGGAAAAGAGCGCCUUUGCGCCGUUUCUAUACGGGACAUACGGCUGCAUUGGACGACCGCUCGCCAUGAUGAACCUGCGAAGUACGCUUGCGCGACUCCUCACGACAUUUGACAUUAAGUUCGCAGAAGGCGAGGACGGCAGCAGCUUCGAUGGGAUGUCGACGAAUCACUUUCUGUGGUGCCCGGGAGACUUGUACAUUUCUUUUACCAAACGGGAACGCGUGUAG